Molecule: messenger RNA, 2165 nt
Organism: Bemisia tabaci
Lineage: Eukaryota; Metazoa; Arthropoda; Insecta; Hemiptera; Aleyrodidae
Gene: Osi20
Product: DUF1676 domain-containing protein Osi20
Cellular component (GO): membrane
Source: RefSeq, a predicted model, not a curated record
AAACCCUUCCCCAGUGACCAGAGGUCAUUCACUAUAAUUCGAGCCGCGACAAAUGGCGCACUGACGACUGACCGAUCAGACGAAGAUGAGACGACUCGUGAUCCUCGGUUUCCUGGGGCUGUGCCUGGGCUCGGAGCUCGACAACAGCAUCCCGACCUCCGGCGCCGGCCGCUACAUCGGCUCCGGGGACGAACUCGUGAACGCGGUGGUCAACGAUUGCCUCGCCGGCGAUCAGAGUGUGGUGCGGUGUCUCAAGAUCAGGGUCCUCGACUACUUGGACGUUAGUCUCAACGGCGGGAAGAGGUCGCUCGAGGCCGAGGAUGAGGUGUCCGACGAGGAGCUCGACAGCGCCAUCGUCCACAGGGUGAAGAAGUACAUCACCUCGCACGACUUCAAGCUCCACAUGCCCGACUUGUUCUUCCAGAGGGCGACCCUCGUCUUCAAGCCGGCCUCCAGGGCGCUCACCGACUUCGACGUGGAGUUCCCGCCCCCCAGCGAAAACGAAAGUCGAGCUAUUUCUCAAGCUCGCGAGGACAUGCAGCACAAGAUGGUUAUGCCGUUUCUCAUGAUGAUGAAGAUGAUGUCGAAAAUGAUCACUCCCGUCAUCAUGAUGAUGGUUGGUAUGAAAGCCAUGAAAGCCCUCGUGCUCAGCAAAGUAGCAAUUCUUCUAGUCGGAGUGUUCCUCUUCAUGCAGCUUUGUAAAAAACACGGGAUGAUGAUGCCUCCCGGAAUGGGCGCCAUGUCAGUAGAGCCGGCGCCCUCAUCCGCCUACGGGCCCCCCUCGAGCGCCUACGGGCCCCCGCCAACGGCUCCGAUGAAUUCGUACGGGGCGCCGCCCUCGAAUUCCUACGGAUCGCCUGCCUCCUCCUCACCGGCCGGCUCCAGUUCCUCUUACGACCAGGCCCCCUCGUCUUGGGAGCCUGCCCCCUCCGCUAGCAACAACCAAUACUCGAGGGUAUACGACCCUCACCAAGUAGCAUAUAACGCCUACUCGACCAUCGGCGCCAGCUCCUCCAGUUCAACCAAAUACUAACGGGUAAACUUUCUACGGUCUCCAGCACAAGGGUCUCGAUUUUAAAUUUACCACCUGAGAGAUGAAGUCUGAAUUUUGGCUCUUAGUUAAGUAACUCGAGCAUUGAAAAGCUCCUCCGUUAUCCUCUAAGUGAAAUACUUACUAUUUAAUGGUCACGACGUCAGAAAAAAUAGUUAAUAAUACACGAAAAGCUCAAAUUUUAUUUUAUACUUAAUUUUCGACUGCGUUAAUCAUUUGAACAUGCGAAGUUUUUAGAGCGGGCAUUUGACCUAGACACGACAUAUUUUUUGGAAAGAAUUGGGCAUACUGAUUCGUAUUCAGCCUCUCUACUUCUUGAAACUCCUCUCUAACAUUUCGACCCUUGUGAUUGCUCUAUCCUUGAAACUUUGGUGGUUCAUGAUGGAUUCCAAAGUUAGUUCAAUGUUGUUCCCAAAGAAAGCUCUAGUGUAAAGAUUUACCAAAAAUCAAUAAUUUGUAAAGUAAGAGAUCGUCUUUAACCUAGCACCCAUAGGUUAUGAUCAGAGUGCUGUUUCCCUGAAGUUGACUGAUUUUUACUCGUAGUAUUUAUAACUGUGAUUUUUAAACACACGAUUCAUAAAGUACUUUUUCAGUGAAGAGAUUAUCAGGAAAAAUAAAAAAUAAUCUGCUUAAUGUUCGUGUACAGCUCUUCUCACCAGUGGAGUGUCCUGAAUCUGCCUAAAAGCACAAAUUUAUGAUAGAGACUCUAAAAAUAGUUCAAUAUUUCACUAGAUAUUUUCAAAACUGAAUUUUGUCAAAAAUUGUAAAUCCUUAAAAAGAGACUUUCUUCGUUUUUUUUUAGAGACUGAGGUAUUAAUUGUUUUAUUGAUUUUAAAUAAUUUUAUGCAAAUUAUAUAAGUUUAAGAACAAAGUAAGGAAUUCCAGGUGAAGUAAAAGUUGAAGUAAAAAUGAGUUAAAAUAAAAUUAAUAGAUACGAGUUGAGUUUUGGUUAACUUCGGGUGAAAAGACUGAUUCUCAUGAUACCUCCUCUUUUAAAGUUGUUGUAAAUAAACCUUUUGUACAUUUGCUCAUUAUUUAUUUAAUUUAUUACAUUUGAGAUUUUACUGUAAAUGUGAAACAUGUGGCUGAAAAUAAAACAUUUAAGUUCUAGCAA